Messenger RNA from Pseudophryne corroboree (corroboree frog), 2447 nucleotides. RefSeq names its product gastrula zinc finger protein XlCGF26.1-like. The transcript is spliced from 2 exons. Gene Ontology annotation, biological process: regulation of transcription by RNA polymerase II. The coding region runs from base 4 to 1989 and encodes 661 amino acids. The record is from RefSeq and is a predicted model, not a curated record. Gene Ontology annotation, molecular function: RNA polymerase II cis-regulatory region sequence-specific DNA binding; DNA-binding transcription factor activity. Lineage: Eukaryota; Metazoa; Chordata; Amphibia; Anura; Myobatrachidae.
GAUAUGAAGGCAGAAGAUAUAGAGGGAGAAGAAGAGACAUAUGUGACUGAUAUGAAGGCAGAAGAUACAGAGAGAGAAGAAGAGACGUAUGUGACUGAUAUGAAGGCAGAAGAUAUGGAGGGAGAAGAAGAGACAUAUGUGACUGAUAUGAAGGCAGAAGAUAUAGAGGGAGAAGAAGAGACGUAUGUGACUGAUAUGAAGGCAGAAGAUACAGAGGGAGAAGAAGAGACAUAUGUGACUGAUAUGAAGGCAGAAGAUGUAGAGGAAGAAGAAGAGACGUAUGUGACUGAUAUGAAGGCAGAAGAUACAGAGGAAGAAGAAGAGACGUAUGUGACUGAUAUGAAGGUAGUAGAUACGGAGGGAGAAGAAGAGACGUAUGUGAGGGGUGAUCAGCAGUGUAAGGAGGAGGAAAUCCCUACAGAUAUCAGCACAGCAGAUGGACACAAAAGUAGGACUAUCUCAGAAGGACAUCUAAUGUUAUCCCCGGAUUGGGAAAUAAAAGAUAAUGACAUUAUACAGGAUUCUCCAGGAGCUGACCCCAUUACCCCAAUUGUACAUCCAGCUCUAUCAGCUGAUCCCUCUGAUCCUGGGAAAUGUUCUCCUGAUCACUCUGAUAUUGGUGCAUCUGUUACAGCUCUGACAGUAGAUACAGUGUUUCCCUGUUCUAUAGAUGCCAAAUGUUUUACACCGAACACAAAGCUUAUUACCCAUCAGUCAGCUAAGGCAGAUGAGAGGCCAUUUCCAUGUGCUGAGUGUGGGAAAUGUUUUCCAUGCAACUCAGCUCUUGUUGCACAUCUGAGAAUUCACACAGGUGAGAGGCCAUUUCCAUGUUCUGUGUGUGGGAAAUGUUUUACAUGGAAAUCAGUUCUUGUUACACAUCAGAAAACUCACACAGGUGAGAGGCCAUUUCCAUGUUCUGAGUGUGGGAAAUGUUUUACACUGAAAUCAAAUCUUGUUAAACAUGAGAGAAGUCACACAGGUGAGAGGCCAUUUCCAUGUUCUGUGUGUGGGAAAUGGUUCACACACAAAUCGUAUCUUGUUACACAUCAGAGAAGUCACACAGGUGAGAAACCAUUUCCAUGUUCUGAGUGUGGGAAAUGUUUCACACACAAAUCAGUUCUUGUUACACAUCAGAGAAGUCACACAGGUGAUAAUCCAUUUCCAUGUUCUGAGUGUGGGAAAUGUUUCACACACAAAUCAGUUCUUGUUACACAUCACAGAAGUCACACAGGUGAGAAACCAUUUAAGUGUUCUGAGUGUGGGAAAUGUUUCACACACAAAUCAGUUCUUGUUACACAUCAGAGAAGUCACACAUGUGAAAAACCAUUUCCAUGUUCUGAGUGUGGGAAAUGUUUUACAGCGAAAUCAAAACUUGUGAUACAUCAGAGAACUCACACAGGUGAGAAACCAUUUAAGUGUUCUGAGUGUGGGAAAUGUUUUACUAAGGCAUCAUAUCUUGUUAUACAUCAGAGAAGUCACAUAGGUGAGGAACCAUUUUCAUGUUCUGAGUGUGGGAAAUGUUUUACUAAGGCAUCAUAUCUUGUUAUACAUCAGAGAAGUCACACAGGUAAGGAGCAAUUUUCAUGUUCUGAGUGUGAGAAAUGUUUUGCAAAUAAAUCAGCUCUUGUAAUACAUCAGAGAAGUCACACAGGUGAAAAACCAUUUCCAUGUUCUGAAUGUGGGAAAUGUUUUACAUGGAAAUCAGCUCUUGUUAUACAUCAGAGACUUCACACAGUUGUGAAGCCCUUUGCAUGUUCUGAGUGUGGAAAAUGUUAUACUACUUCAUCACAGCUUGUUAUACAUCAGAGAAAUCACACUGGUGAGAAACCAUUUCCAUGUUCUGAGUGUGGGAAAUGUUUUAAAGCGAAAUCACGUCUUGUUAGACAUCAGAGAAGUCACACAGGUGAGAAGCCCUUUGCAUGCACUGAGUGUGGAAAAUAUUUUGCUCAGAAAUCACAUCUGAUUAGACAUCAGAGAAGUCACAGGUGAGGCCAUUUGCAUGUUCUGAGUGAGAAAUAAAUCAGCUCUUGAUGCACACUGUAGACAUCACACAGGUGGGGAAGCAUUUUAAUCUUCUGGAGUAGACUCGUCUUCACCAUUUCCCUGCAUUGUUCCUUCAGGUGCUAUUCUAUGUCCUAUGUUUUGUUUUUUGGAUUAUAAAAUCUUCAUUGAAGCAUGAACAUAAACUAUUGAGGUAUCUCGUUCCCUUUCCGUUGGGCACCAAAUUUUUUAGUGUAUUUGGUACUCCGAUUUCCAGAGGAUAUAUCCACUCUUUAUUUGGUUAGUUUUACUUAUUUUAUUACUCAAAUGUUGACUGAUUUUGAUAAAUGGCGUCAUUUGCCGUUAUCCUAUAUCGGCCGUUGAUGGUUUCCUUUCCCAGACUUCUUUACCCAAUCCAGAUGUUGCCUUUCCUUCUGACUGACCGUGAUGUUGCACAUAUUAAUAGG